AUAGCGGAGACUUGUGUUAACUCAGCUGCCAUGCUUAUCUCCGUGUGUGUGUGUGUGUGUGUGUGUGUUCAUGCCACUCUAUUUCAGAUUGCAGCUUCACCCUCGCAGUGACAGUGAGACUCUGAGCUUUACUUUUUGGCCUCCAACUAUCUAUUCUCCGGAGUUUGACACACACACUUUCUCUCAUUGGAUGUAUUUUCCAUUCAUAAAGGAAGCCAUCGGAAGGUUCACAGUGUCACUGUUGGGGGUUUUGCUUCUCCUGGUCUCGUGUCUCCUGGUCGGGAUCUUCUGCUUGACCUUUGACCCUCGUCCUUAUGGCUCUCUCCUCGCGCUUAAAGCUCUGGGAGCAGAAGAUAAAGGAGGAGAAGAAAGCUCCAGAGGCCGCCGCUCAGCCUCCUCCUCCACUGUCUGCUGUUCCUGGAGGAUUCCUCAAGCAGCUGGUCCGAGAAACCGAGAAGGAGACGCGACACCGAGAGCCCGAAAUCAAGGAAGACAAACCGCCCAGCAAACUCAGCGACAACCUAGUCCAGAAUUUCCUUCUUCCCGAUGAAACUCCGCCGAUUCUGGAGGCCGAGAUGUCGCUGCGAGCGGAGCAGCCGGUGAACGGGGAGCGCGGACGGCACAUCGCUAUGUCAGAGAAGAAGACGUCUUCACCCAGGAGGAUCAUCUCACCCGAAAACCCCAAAAGCCCCAGAGCAGAAACACAGACCUGCAGUCCUGAGGUCAGUCCAGACACACACACACCGCAGAAGGAGGAGCAGGUGAAGAUGCUGCAGGAAGCCCAACCCCCGAAACAGGAAGUCAAGGGCGUAAGACAGGAGCCGGAGGGUCAGAUCACUGUUACUCAUAUGAAGGAGGAGAGCAAGGUGCCUGUGAAGGACGUGUGGUAUGAAGCUGGACAGGUGUGGUUCACUCACAAAGACGGGUACACACUCGCCACUCAGCUGAAGCCGGACGAGGGCACGCCGGAGCUCCCCGACGGCCGCGUGAGGGUUCGACUCUCCUCUGAUCAGUCCAUUCAUGAUGUGUCCCAGUAUGAGAUCGAAAAGCUGAAUCCACCUGAGCUGGACCUGUGUGAGGACCUGAGUGACCUUGUUAGUGUGAAUGAGUCGAGUGCACUUCACACUUUGAGCAGUAGAGCUAAAGCUCAUCUACCGCUGACCCACGCCGGACCCAAUCUACUGGCCCUUUGGCCUCCAGUGUCUUCAUCCACCAAGAGUUUUCGGAGCCGGCGCUGGGAGUCCUGGGAAGCCCCUGGCCCGCUGCAGGCUGUGGUGAGGAAGGUGUACGUGUCCAUGCUGGGUCAGCGGAGGGACCAGACACUGGUGGCUUUGGGUCGCAGCGGCUCAGGGAAAACCACCGCCUGUCAAUCAUUCUCCCUGGAGCUGCUCAAACAAGCGGGAACAGCAGGAGGAAGCCUGACCUUAGAGCGUCUGCAGGCAGUGUUUACAGUGCUGCGUUCGUUCGGUUGUGUGAGCUCAACUCACAGUGAGGCCUCGUCUCGAUUCGCCAUGGUGCUGUCUGUGGACUUCAACCACGCUGGACUCGCUGCUGCCGCACAUCUGCAGACGAUGCUGCUGGAGAAGUGGAGGGUUUGCCAGCGGCCGGAUGGAGAGAGUAACUUCCUGGUUUUCUCCCAGAUGCUCUCAGGCCUGAGCUCAGAUCUGAGGACUGAGCUGCAGCUGCAUCAGUUAAAGGAACACAACUUUUUUGGAAUCACAUGUCCGACCAAGGUAUAUAAACAGUUUAAAUGACAAAAAAAAUUACAUUAAAGUAAGAUUAAGUUUAAUAA
Messenger RNA from Danio rerio (zebrafish), 1792 nucleotides. The record is from RefSeq and is a predicted model, not a curated record. Lineage: Eukaryota; Metazoa; Chordata; Actinopteri; Cypriniformes; Danionidae.